This is a messenger RNA of Mycetomoellerius zeteki, 2157 nucleotides long. RefSeq names its product type I BMP receptor saxophone (gene sax). NCBI's taxonomy places the organism in Eukaryota, Metazoa, Arthropoda, Insecta, Hymenoptera, Formicidae. Gene Ontology annotation, biological process: cellular response to growth factor stimulus; protein phosphorylation; cell surface receptor protein serine/threonine kinase signaling pathway. The transcript has 7 exons. Gene Ontology annotation, cellular component: BMP receptor complex; plasma membrane. The record is from RefSeq and is a predicted model, not a curated record. The coding region runs from base 397 to 2148 and encodes 583 amino acids. Gene Ontology annotation, molecular function: transmembrane receptor protein serine/threonine kinase activity; metal ion binding; ATP binding.
UGUGUCUGACAUUUUAACAUUUGUGUUUGAUAUAUACGUGUGAGAGAUUAAAUACAAGUUUAAAUAACGAAUUAGACAAUAUUAAAUGGUACGCUAGCUCAUGCUAGCUAGGCUCGCUUUUAUCUGACAAGAUGAGUACGCGACUCUAUCAUACGAUGAUCGGAUGAUACAGCUCGAGUUCUCGCAUCGAUGCUCUAGGAAACUAUGUGUUGGACAUAAAUAGAGUCAACGCUCGUUACUCGAAUGACAAUUAUUUCCACGCUUUUGAGAAUAUUUCGCCGAAUCGUAAGAGAGAACUACGAGGAUGACGAGUGCCGUACGGAGGUUGCGAAAGAUUCAUUUAUCAAUAUAAUUUCGCUUUGAAUCGAGUAGUUCAGUGUUUUGACGCGCAUAGAAAUGGCGGAUGCUAUAUUUAUCACGCAUGUCAUACUCUUGUUGACACUCAGAUUAUGUUCAGGUGAACGAGAGAUUGCUUUGCAUGACCACGACGUUUCUUUUGGCGAUGAGAAAUCGGAUUCACCUGAACCUUUGGAUCCAAAUCUUGGCUUCAAUACAAACAGUCAAAAACGUUUUAAAUGUCAUAUGUGUGAAGAUACCGAAUGUGUGCAAUCUAAUGUCUGCAUCAAUGCAAUCACUUGUUGGAAAUCUAGGAUGAGAGAAGUCAAUGGUAAAGAGCAUGUUAGCCGUGGCUGUUAUAAAUCAGAAGAACAUAAAUUAAUGAUGUGUAAUAAAGAAAAUAACCAAAAUACAGAUCAUAAAAAAAGGAAUGUUAGAGGCUUAUCAGGUGGUGUUCAAUUCUCUGUGGAAUGUUGUCAAGCAGAUUUUUGUAAUGUUGGACCAUAUCCUAAGUUGGAAGAUUCAACCAAUACUGAUAAGGAAUAUCAUGUAAUAAGAUUAACAUUUGUGAUUCUUGGACUACUGAGCGGGAUGCUCAUUUUUGGAGGAAUUGCACUUUGUCUAUUUGUGCACCGAAUAAGAAGGAAACGACCUAUGGCUCCACGUCGGAAUAAGCUUAUUCUCGAUUCCGAAAUUGAACCAUCUAUGUUGCAUUUCUCAUUUUCUUCACCUACAUCAUCUGCCACUUAUCAUUCACAUGAGCUUAGAGCAACGGCUGCUGGUGAUAGUACACUUAAAGAGUACUUAGAUGGACGAAGUUUGACCAGUGGUUCUGGUUCUGGAUUACCCUUGUUAGUACAAAGAACUUUAGCUAAGCAAGUAGCUUUAGUAGAGUGUCUCGGUAGUGGUAGCAGUGGUGGAUUUGGCGGAGAAGUGUGGAGAGGAGUUUGGCAUGGUGAAAAUGUAGCUGUAAAAAUUUACUUCUCACGAGACGAAGCUGCAUGGGCUCGAGAGACCGAGGUUUACUCUCAACUAUUACCAUCCAGACACGACAAUAUUCUAGGAUACAUCGGUAGCGAUAUGACCAGUAGAGCCAGUUGCACUCAACUCUGGUUGGUGGUGCAGUAUCAUCCUCUUGGUUCGCUCUUUGAUCAUCUUAAUCGGUCGCCACAUCCAUUGACACCUCAUCAAACGCUCAAUAUUUGUCUGAGUAUUGCUAACGGUUUACUUUAUCUGCACACGGAGAUCCAUGGAACCAAAGGAAAACCAGCUAUGGCUCAUCGUAAUCUUAAAUCGAAGAAUAUCCUUGUCAAAACUAAUGGUGGUUGUGUAAUUGCCGAUUUCGCAUUAGCAGCUACUCAGGAUCGUCUUGUAGCAGACAGAGUUGACUUACGACAAAGCACAAAACGCUAUAUGAGUCCUGAAAUUCUUGAGCAAACGGUAAACGUCGAAUGUUUAGAGAGCUUUAAACGAGCUGAUAUCUACAGUUUAGGAUUGAUACUAUGGGAAGUCUGUCGCAGAUGCAUAAGUAACGGUGUAGCCUUAGAAUACGCAAUGCCAUACAGUGAAUGGUUACCAAGCAGUAAUCAAGAACCCUCCAUAGAAGAAAUGCGUAAAUUGGUUUCGUUUGACCAGAGAAGGCCAUCUCUCCCUAAUAGGUCGCAUUCUGACCCGACAUUGGCUGGAAUGGGAAAAUUAAUGCGAGAAUGUUGGCAUGGGAAACCAGCAGCCAGACUACCCAUUCUUAGGGUAAAGAAGACACUCGUUAAAUUAGCAGCUAGUGAUUCACGUGUUCAUUUACCCCUUGACUGACCAGCGUUC